Messenger RNA from Sceloporus undulatus (fence lizard), 575 nucleotides. It is a transcript of the gene NPFF, whose product is annotated as neuropeptide FF-amide peptide precursor. Gene Ontology annotation, cellular component: dendrite; perikaryon; axon terminus. Gene Ontology annotation, biological process: excitatory postsynaptic potential. The record is from RefSeq and is a predicted model, not a curated record. Bases 17 to 415 code for a protein of 132 amino acids. The transcript has 3 exons. Gene Ontology annotation, molecular function: G protein-coupled receptor binding; neuropeptide hormone activity. NCBI's taxonomy places the organism in Eukaryota, Metazoa, Chordata, Lepidosauria, Squamata, Phrynosomatidae.
AGAGCAGGCCUCAAAUAUGGAAGCCAUCCGCUUCUUGCUAGCACUGACUUUGGUCUCAGGCAGCCUGAGGUUAGGCCAAGGCCUUGAAGAGAGACUCGGCUCCAAGGAGCUAGUGGCUGAAGAGCUCAAUGCCUAUCCAGAGAGAUUCGUAGACUGGGUGCAACAAGAGAACGAGGAACAUGCUGCUCAGAGCUCUCCUGAGGAUAAUUCCUUGGGGGUCUUGCUCCGCUCCUUCCUUCAUGCCGUGCAGAGACCUGGACGCAGCCCAUCCUUCCUAUUCCAGCCCCAAAGGUUUGGCCGUGAUGCCCGUGCCAGUUCCAGCAGUGGUGUCCGAAUCAACCCCCGGGCUUGGGAUUCGAUGGCACCUCAGUUUCUGAGUAUGGCUGUUCCACAGCGCUUUGGCAAGAAGAAAUGAAGCUGGAAAGAACACACACACAAACCUAACACCACCAGAAACAAUUGCCAAGUUAAUUCUGCCCUCUCCUAUCCCUUCUAUUCCUAUUUUUGUUGUCACUGUUGGUUACCUGGACAACUGGUUCUCCUGUUUGGGCUUUGCUGGUUGUUAAUGAUUAUAA